AUGUCAGCUAUCAAGAACGUCACGCUUGUCGGCGGAUCUGGCCGCCUGGGCACCUUCAUUCUAGACAAGCUUCUGGCCUCUAAAUUCAAUGUCCAAGUCCUCAGACGCGCGGGCUCGUCGUCCAACUAUGCUACAAGCGCAGUAGUUGAGGCUGACUUCACAGAUCUGGAGUCCCUGAAGGCCGCCUUUCAAGGCCAAGAUGCCGUGGUCUCAGUUGUUAACGAUGCCGGUGUCCCCGGCCAGAAGCUCUUGAUUGAUGCCGCUAUCGCUGCUGGCGUCAAACGGUUCCUCCCGUCCAACUUCGGCUCCAACAUGACCAAUCCCAACUCUCGCAAGCUGCCAGUAUUCGCAGGCAAGGUGGCAGUCGAGGAUUACCUCAUUGAGAAAUCAAAGACUACAGACCUAACAUACUCGUUUGUGUACACCGGAGGAUUCACAGACUUCUGCAUCCAAAACAAGGUCAUUAUUGACUUUUCCGAAUACAAGCCCACGCUCUUCAACGGCGGAGAAACUGAGUUUAGCACCACCAGCAUGCCAACCGUCGGAGAUGCCGUCGUUGGUGUCCUAGAACACCCAGCAGAGACCCAGAACAGGCCAGUUUAUGUUUCUGAAUUGGUCACUUCACAAAACCAGCUGCUCUCCGUGGCCAAACGAUUGGCCCCAAACAAGCCGUGGGCUCCUGUGACUGCGGACUUGGACGUCUUGGCCGCGAGCGCAAUAGAGCGUUUCACUCAGGGACAACAUGAUUUCCCAACCAUCAUCACUGUCCUGCUCAAGGGAAUCCUAGAUCCGGAGUAUGGAACGAAGUUCACCGAGAACGAUAACGAGCUGUUGGGCAUCAAGGUUAAAUCGGAGGAAUAUUUGGUUGAGCUUUUGACUCCAUUGGUCAAAUAG
Talaromyces atroroseus is the source of this 894-nucleotide messenger RNA. RefSeq lists its product as hypothetical. The coding region runs from base 1 to 894 and encodes 297 amino acids. The transcript has a single exon. Gene Ontology annotation, molecular function: oxidoreductase activity. The record is from RefSeq and is a predicted model, not a curated record. NCBI's taxonomy places the organism in Eukaryota, Fungi, Ascomycota, Eurotiomycetes, Eurotiales, Trichocomaceae.